CGGAGUGAAAAUUGAAAAAUUAAUUCACGAAACUUCACCAAGCAACAUUUACUCGAAAGGAAAGCUAUCAAUCAAAUUUAUUACAAGCUUCAAAGGAUCUCUUCAACUUUGUGCAAAUGGUUUCCCAUUUACUCGACAUCGAGUGUUAGGAUCGACAGUUUAUUGGCGUUGUGUGCAGUUCAAAGCUCUUGGAUGUCGAGCACGAUUACGAACUCGAUUAGAUAAAAAUGAACAAUACAUGACACAUCGAAACUACGAUGAUGCAUCACAAAAAGUCGAAAUCGUUUGUGAUCAACACAACCACUUAAUUAUCACUGAACGAAGAAAGAAAGGAUCCUUGAAAGAUCUUAAAGAAACGUCCACUGCUGAAAUAAUUGAAGAAUCAAUUUUAGAAAAUGACAAUUUAUCUUUUGACCAAAUAAUCUCAUAGACGAAUACAUUGUUUAACAAUAAAAUGAAUCAGAAAGAAAAA
Clunio marinus is the source of this 472-nucleotide messenger RNA. Lineage: Eukaryota; Metazoa; Arthropoda; Insecta; Diptera; Chironomidae. The record is from the annotation of a GenBank genome assembly.